Messenger RNA from Paramecium pentaurelia, 742 nucleotides. Lineage: Eukaryota; Ciliophora; Oligohymenophorea; Peniculida; Parameciidae. The record is from the annotation of a GenBank genome assembly.
AUGCUAUUCAGAUUUAAGACUAAAAGAGAAAAAAGAAUUAAAAGUUAAUUAAUAAAAGCCUGGAAUUCUGUUGUUUUAAUUUACAAUAGAAGUCAAUAUACUAAAAACACAAAAAAUACUUAUUUUCAUUACUAGGGUUGGUUUAUUUAAAGAACAUAAAUGAAAUAAUAUAUAAUAGCAAAUGAAGAAUUGAUUCAAAGAUAAAAACUGAAAUUGUAUUAAAAGUACAAUUCAAUCAUGAAGUUUAAAUAUAUUAAGCAGAACAUUACUUAGAAAAAUACGAAAUAAAUAAAAAGAAACAAAGGCUCUUAGUUGUUUUUUAAUUUUGGUUCCAAUAUGUCUAAUAUAAGAUUAAUUAAAGAAAAUUAGUUAACGAAUUUAUUAAAAAGAGAAAUCUAAUACUUUUGUGUAAAAUACUUACUAUCUUAAAAAUAAAACUGAAAAGCAUAUGAUAUAAUAUAAGGGACUAUAAUAAAGUAAACGAUAUUUACAGGCAAUAAGAAAAGAUAAUCUGUUGAAAUUAGUCAUAUAAACUCUUAGAGAUACUAAAAAUUUGAUUUAGAAGUAUAACGAUACAGAAAAGUAUUUAAAUAAGAAGAAAUUGAAAUAAUUAUUUAUAAAAUUAUACAUAAAAGCAAAAAUAUAAAAGAUACUCCUUAGAAUUGGUAUCAGAAGUAAAUCAUUAUAGAGAAAGUUAUUUACACACUUAUAAUUAUAGAAUAAAAAAAAGAGAUAUGAAUGA